Messenger RNA from Anisakis simplex (herring worm), 768 nucleotides. NCBI's taxonomy places the organism in Eukaryota, Metazoa, Nematoda, Chromadorea, Rhabditida, Anisakidae. The record is from the annotation of a GenBank genome assembly.
AUGCAGUCAUUUUGUUCGGCCGAUCAUGCGAGAGUACUCAUCAUUGACGCAAUUUUCAUCAGAUGGAUUUUAGCAAGAUCUGGAUUCACACUGCGUCCCGUUGGAGGCUAUCAAGCGCCGAGAGAUUUUCUGGCCGGAUUGGCGUUCCGCGUGUUCAAUUGUACGCAGUAUGUGAGACACCACAAAUUCCCGUUCUACACACCCGAACCAAAUUAUGCGUUUUUCAGCGAUAUGGUUCAUGAAUUCCUUGGGCAUAUGGCAAUGUUUGCUGACCCACGUUUUGCGCAGUUUUCCGAGGAGAUCGGUCUGGCGUCGUUGGGUGCAUCUGAAGAGGAAUGCAGGGAAAUUGCUCGUUUGUACUUUUUCACCAUUGAAUUCGGUCUCUCGCUGGAAGAUGCAGAAUUCGAACCGACAAAGAAAAAUCUAAAGGUUUACGGGGCAGGACUUUUGUCUUGCGUUGAUGAACUUGAGUUUGCGGUUAGCGACAAGUCGAAAGUCCAUCGUUUCGAGCCAGAUUUUGUGGUCAAAACAGUACCGUCGGUAACAACCUUCCAGGAGUGUUAUUACUUCACUCGUAAUCUCGAAGAAGCGCUCAUCAAGUUAAGAAUCUACACAGCCACGAUGAAACGUCCAUUCAGUGUGCUCUACAAUGCCCACACGAACACAAUUGAUUUAAUCAAUUCGAGAGAAUCACUGCAGUUGGCUUCUGAAGCGAUGCGUUUCAACGUAGAGCAGAUCAGUGCCGCAAUUCGUCACAAUAUUUCCUGA